GGAACUUAAAAUAAGGUAGAUUUAUGUUUAACGAAAGCAGGAAAGAGAGUUUUAGUGCAAUCUUGUGCAAAAAUAAAAAAAAAGACUUAAAAUGUUCAAACAAAUUUUCCAAUCUUUCGGAUCGUAUAGUUUAAAUCAGAUUUUACCGGAUACAUCAAAAAAAGCUGCUACAGUAUAUCUCACUAUCAUUCGACACCGGGAUACUCGGACAUUUAGUACCAUCACAUCUACAAAAAAAUGGGAUUUAUACAGUGCUGUUUGUUUAGAACGUCAUCCAGUUAUAAUACAGUCAAUGCAAGAAAUAGAAUUGAAAUUUUAUAAUAUGUUAAAAAAAAUUGAAUAUGAAAAUAGUUUAAAAUCUGAUCAUGAAUUGAUAAAAGAAAAUGAGAAACCAAAAAAGUUAAGCAGCAAGGAAGACGAAACAGAGACUAAUACCUUGAUACAAACUAUACAGGAUUUUGAAGAUAGUUAUCAAGAGGAAUUAAACAAUUUUAAAUUUGCAUCAACAAUUACGAAAUUUGACGAACAAGACGUAACAUCAACUUUAAAACGUAAAUUGGACAAAAAUUUACUUUUAUUAAUACAACAAAGAAUAGGCAAUUCACAUUAUUGGAUACCUCCACAAGGCAUUCGAAAGGAAGGAGAGACUAUGAGACAAACUGCAGAGAGAGUAUUACAAGAUGCAUGUGGUACAAAGAUAAAAGUAAAGUUUUAUGGUAAUGCACCUAUCGGAUUUUAUAAAUAUAAAUAUCCUAAAAAGAUUUGCGAACAAGGAAGUUACGGUGCUAAAAUAUUUUAUUUCUUAGCAAAAUACAUAGAUGGAGAUAUUACCAAUGAUGUAAAGUAUCAGUGGUUGGAUAACGAAGAAUUAGAAAAAGUAUUACCUAAUGGAGUACAAGAAAGUAUUUCACAAUUUAUAAGCUAG
Cyphomyrmex costatus is the source of this 925-nucleotide messenger RNA. RefSeq names its product mitochondrial ribosomal protein L46 (gene mRpL46). The transcript is spliced from 5 exons. Gene Ontology annotation, molecular function: structural constituent of ribosome. The record is from RefSeq and is a predicted model, not a curated record. Gene Ontology annotation, cellular component: mitochondrial large ribosomal subunit. Bases 92 to 925 code for a protein of 277 amino acids. NCBI's taxonomy places the organism in Eukaryota, Metazoa, Arthropoda, Insecta, Hymenoptera, Formicidae.